Lolium rigidum is the source of this 3955-nucleotide messenger RNA. RefSeq names its product putative disease resistance protein RGA1. Gene Ontology annotation, molecular function: ADP binding. The transcript has 4 exons. The record is from RefSeq and is a predicted model, not a curated record. Gene Ontology annotation, biological process: defense response to other organism. NCBI's taxonomy places the organism in Eukaryota, Viridiplantae, Streptophyta, Magnoliopsida, Poales, Poaceae. Bases 1 to 3954 code for a protein of 1317 amino acids.
AUGGAGUCCGCCGCCAUCAGGGGGGCUGGAUGGGUGGUGGGUAAGGCGCUGAGCCCGCUGUCCGGCGGCCUGGUGGAGGCAUGGGCGGCCACAACGGAGCUCGAACCCAACAUCAAGGCCCUCAAGAUGGAGCUGCUCAACGCGCAGGCCAUACUCCACGGUGCUCGGAGAAGGGAGAUCGACAACCCCGCGCUGGUGGACCUGCUGCAGAUGCUGCGGGGCCUAGGCUACCUCGCCGAGGACGUCCUCGACGAGCUCGACUACUUCCGCAUCCAGGACGAGCUCGAGGACACCUCUGAGGCCAUCGACGACCGCGGGUGCGCCCGCAACCUCGUCCGCGAUGUCCGCCACGCCGCCACUGCCGCCGCCAAGCAGCUCGGUUGCGCCUCGUCAUUGUCUACUGCUCCUGGUUCCAACGACCGCGCUGGUGAGAAGUCCAAGUGCGUGCGCGGGCUGGCAUCCCGUGCUCGUACCACCGUCCACACCUUCGGUAAACGAUUCCUCUGCUCUUCUCAUCAUGUUCCUGAUGAUAGUGAACGUGUUCAUACAGUACCGAAGUUGAAAUUUGAUAGGGUGGACGUCUCUAGAAAAAUGAAAUGUAUUACGGAAGAACUAAAGCCCCUGUGUGCUAAGGUCUCCACCAUUCUUGGCCUAGAGUUCUCAGGCUCUGUCGUUGCCAAGCUAGAUUUAAUGGGUUCUAGCCGCGGCAUUGGUAAUGCAGCUUCUGCAACUAGGACCAUAACCACCUCACAAGCUUUAGAGCCUACAUUGUAUGGGAGGGAUCCAGAGAAGAACACCAUUGUCGAGGACAUUACAAAGGGUGAACACAUUCAUAGAGGUCUCACUGUUAUUCCUAUAGUUGGUCCUGGGGGCAUAGGAAAGACAGCACUCACUCAGUACAUAUAUAACAACAAAGAAGUGCAAGAUCAUUUCCAAAUUCGAGCGUGGGUGUGUGUAUCCCUUGACUUUAGUGUGUAUAAGUUGACACAGGAGAUUGUGAGCUCCAUUCCUAAAGCAGAAGAUGAAAAAAAUGACAAACCGGAUAACGAGGUACAAAACCUGGACCAACUUCAGAAAUUGAUUGAAAAAAGACUAAAAAACAGAAGAUUUUUACUUGUUUUGGAUGAUAUAUGGAAAUAUGGUAAUGAAGAUGAGUGGAAUAGAUUUCUGGUUCCCUUUAAAAAGGUGCAGGGAAACGGAGACACAAUUCUAAUCACAACCCGAUUCCUUGAAGUUGCUGAAAUGGUUAAGAAAGGAGAUAAACUCUUGCAACUAGAAGGUCUGGAGCCAAAAGAAUAUCGGAGUCUUUUUCUAUCAUGUGUUUUUUAUGAAAGUAAUCAACAAUGUAAUGAUGAAAACUUGCUUGAAAUUGGGGAAAAGAUUGUGGAAAAAUUGAAGGGUUCUCCUCUUGCAGCAAAAACUGUGGGUAGAGUGCUGAGGCAUGACCUAACUGUAGAUCAUUGGACAAGAGUUCUUGAAAGUAGAGAAUGGGAAUCACAAACCCAUGAUCAUGAUAUUAUGCCCGCAUUGAAGCUUAGCUAUUACUACCUUCCUUUUCGUCUGCAACAAUGUUUUUCCCCUUGUGCAUUAUUUCCAGAGGAUUACAAGUUUGACGAUAACGAGCUAAUUCACUUCUGGAUAGGACUUGACAUUUUACAUCCAGGUCAUAUAACCAAAAGAACUGAAGAUAUAGGGCAUCACAACCUGAAUGAAUUAGUUAAUUAUGGAUUUCUCAAAAAAGAAACAUACCCUUCUGGUAGACACUACUAUACUAUGCAUGACCUGCUGCAUGAUUUAGCCUUGAAGGUUUCCUCACAAGAAUGUCUGCAUAUAGCUUCUUCUAGUCCAAGAGCGCUAGAAAUUGGACCAUCAAUCUAUCACAUGUCCAUUAGUUGUGCAGCUAAUAGUAUGGAUGGAGCUGAGGAAGAAAAUUUGAAGAAAGGACUAGAUAAAAUAAGGAACAUAAUCAAAUUUGAGAAUCUGCGCACUUUGAUGUUGUUUGGAAGUUAUGAUGCAAUGUUUCUUCGCAUGUUCAGUGAUUUAUUUAAAAAUGCAAAAUCUUUGCGUGUUGUCUUUUUGUCAAGAAUGUACUACCCUGUGCAGUCUCUAUUGCACAACUUCUCCAAACUUGUUCAUCUUCGCUACCUGCGACUUGUGUCUCCAAACUAUGGCUGUAAAGAACAUUUACCAAAAAUUAUCUCGAGAUUCUAUCAAUUAAGGGUCCUAGACAUACAACACUGGUACGGUUCUCAUAGUUUGCUUGGAGAUAUGACGAACCUUGAAAAACUGCGGCAUUUUCUAUCUCAUAAUGAUGAAUUCCACUCAAAUAUUUUUAAUGUGGGAAAACUACAUAGCUUACAAGAGCUACAGAGAUUUGAAGUUAGAAGAGAAAGUGGUGGUUUUGAAUUAAGGGAGCUGGGGAAACUAGAAGAGCUAGGAGGAUCACUUGGCAUUUAUAAUCUUGAGAAUGCAGUAGUAAAUGAGGCACAUGAAGCAAAACUAUCAUACAAAAACCGUUUGCAAAAAUUAACACUCAACUGGAAUAAAAAAAGGUCUAGCACAAAUCCUUCCGCAGAAGAUCAAAUACUUGAAAGCCUUCAGCCACACAACAAUAUUCAUGAGCUAUGCAUUGAUGGGCAUGGAGGCUCUACUUGCCCUACAUGGCUAGGUGCAAAUUUGUCCACUAGAGGUCUGGAGGCUCUCCGACUUGACAGCACUGAAUGGGAAUCGCUUCCACCCCUUGGAGAGCUAUAUCUUGUUCGCGAGACUGGAGAAGAGUAUUUCGGUUGCAUUAGAGGUCCGAACUUUCAUAACUUGAAAAGACUAGAACUCAUUGGGUUGCCAAGAUUUAAAAGGUGGGUAGCAAAUGAAUUUUGCCCUUGGUACUUCUCAGUAAUAGAAGAUCCACAAGGAAGAGGUCAACAACAAGAAGUAGCAGAGGAGGUUGCUGCGGAACAAGAAGGACAUGAUGGGCUGCUGCUCUUACCGGCCCAUCUCUCCGAUUCUCUGAAGUAUUUUAGUAUUCGUUAUUGUCCAGAGCUUAUCCUGACCCGCGGGGCAGGAGGAGGUCUCCAGGCCAUGCGCUCCCUGGAGGAAAUCGUAGUAAAAAAAUGCCCCAAAUUCCUCUCCGCCUACAAGGAUUCGGAUGCCUCUUCCUGUUGCCCUUUCCCAUCCUCCCUGCAACGCCUCGUUCUUCAACAUCGUAUGGAGGGCAUGGACACGCUGGUGCCCCUCUCGAACCUCACCACUCUCCAGGAAUUAAGAGUUACAUAUUGGGGCCAGCAUUUAAGGCACGAGGGCCUGUUGCAUCUCCUUACCCAGGGCCAGCUCACCACCUUAGAAGUCUGCCGUUGCCCCAAUUUCUUUGCUGGUUGGGACCCCGCGCGAGGGCUGCAGGGUGGAGAAGAGCAGCCAUCCUCCAAAUUGCAGGAAUUCGAGACGGACGACAUCGCAGGAGCCCUUGCUCAGCCGAUCUGCCGUCUCCUCGCUCCCUCCCUCACCAGAUUAUCUCUUAAAUUCAACGAACAGGUGGAGCGCUUCACAAAGCAGCAAGAGGAGGCCCUUUCUUUCCUCACCUCGCUGAAGGAGCUCCAGUUUCGGUGGUGCGACAAGCUAAGUUGCCUCCCGUCAGGGCUACGCAAGCUCACCACCCUCGAGAAAUUAGGGAUCAAUGGCUGCCCAGCCAUGCGGUCACUGCCCAGGAAUGGCCUCCCGAGUUCCCUGCAAGAGUUAGUUGUCUGGGAUUGCAUCAAUCUGCGGUGUCUCCCAGCAGGGCUACACAAGCUCACCAACCUCAAGAGAUUACAGAUCUGGAGUUGUCCAGCCAUCCGGUCGCUGCCCAAGAAUGGCCUCCCCAGCUCACUGCAAGAGUUGAAUCUCAGAUAUUGCGACAACGAGAAGCUAAAACAGCGAUGCAGACGGUUAGUGGGGACCAUCCCACUAAUCAAACUAUAGA